Molecule: messenger RNA, 1740 nt
Organism: Rana temporaria (common frog)
Lineage: Eukaryota; Metazoa; Chordata; Amphibia; Anura; Ranidae
Product: polysialoglycoprotein-like
Exons: 2
Coding region: 205-1716 (503 amino acids)
Source: RefSeq, a predicted model, not a curated record
AGCAACUGGAAGUCAGUGUAGGGCCGGCCAUGACAGGGUUAACAGAAACCCUAGUAGCUGUGGGGGGAGGAGCAGAGCAGGGGAGGAGAGAUCACAGAUAUCUCUUACUCUCAGUUUCCCGGGCAGAGGCAGCGUGGGGGAGUGAAGUGCCUGCUGUGUCUGCUCAGCCUGCAGGGAUUUCGCUUGUCCCAAAUUGUCACGGCGAUGGCUGCGAUCGAGGAUUUAUUCGGGAGAUUGAGGGCGGAGGCGGCUAUCCGGGGUGAGGACUGGCUGCAGAGGCAGUUGGGGGCGCUUUUAUCGCAGGAUGGAGGGGACAUGGGGCGCAUGGCGUCGGGGCCUAGCCGCGUCCAGACCGGACAGGCAGCAUCGGGGCCGGAGCACACAGGUGUGGUGCUGGCGGAGUCGGGGCCUGAACGGUCGGUCCGGGGAGCAGUGCGGGCACACGGGGACACAAUUCAGGUCGCAUCGGGGCCUGAUCACACAGGCAUGGGAGCAGCGUCGUCGGGGCCUAGUCACACAGGCCGGGGGGCCUCGCGGACGCGCUCGUCCCGCCCCCCCCGCCGGUAUUCGCCCAGUAUAUCCCCGGGACGGCAGAGGGGGGAUAGUGGACAUAGCAGGGCCCCUUCGGGCCCCCCCGCGAAGAGGGCGGCGGGUAUUGUGUCGGAAGGCCCAGCCGGGGGCACCAGGAGUAGCGUGGGUGCAAGGGGGGGACGGCCAGGGGGCUCAGAUGCGGCGGCCUUGCCCGCCCGGCGUGUGGAUCAGGCAGUGACGGGCCCGGUGGUGGGGUCUCGGCGAGUGGGAUCGCAGGCCACGGUGGCUAGCCCCCCAGCUUCCUCGGCUAGCCACUUGCAGGAGGUGGAGCGCGUCGGCAGCAACAGGGUUACGCCAAGCAGGAAAGCUUCGGCAAAAUCGCCGCACGGGUCCAGGGCCCGCAGGGGGAGUGAAUCCGGCCCUGGGCCUUCGGCCUCCGGGACCGAGCCGCCCGGUGGGUCAUCAUCGGAGGAGGAGGAUCGGUCGGAGGGAGAGCGGUCGGGAUCUGAGGACGAGGUCUUGCCCAGGACGAUACCAGCAACGAGGGAUUCGAGACGGUCGGCUGAUGGGAUUGCUUCCACGCAGCCCGGUACUGGACCGCUUUUGGUCUGGAUAAUGGGCCACUCCUAUGUGGUUCGGGGGGCCAGACGGGCGGAUGAUCGCCCGACCGGUCGCCAGCUGGGAAUAUCGAGACAGGAGGCGAGUGUAAGGUGGUUGGGGGUCCCCGGGAUGUUAUGGAGCAAGGUGGUGCCGGAGGUGCACAAAUUUGCACAGCUGGACAGGCCACCGGAGGUUCUGGUUAUUCACGCCGGGGGGAAUGAUCUUGGAGUGAGAUCGAUGAUGGAGAUAGCACGGGACAUUAAAUUUGACUUUCAGCGGAUCCGGAUGUCCUUUCCGGAUACGAUAGUGGUGUGGUCAGACAUGGUGGCCAGGUCAACAUGGAGGAUGGCCAGGUCGGUAGAGGGGGUGAAUCGGGCGCGCAGGAAGAUAAACAGAAAUGUGGGGCGGUUUGUGCUCAGGAACGGGGGGCUAGUGGUUCGGCACCCCGAAUUGGAAGUGGACACAUGGAGAUACCUCAGGAGUGAUGGUGUUCACCUCACGGACGUGGGGAUUGAUAUGUGGGUGUUGCGUUUAGAGGAGGGGGUACAGCAAGCGAUGAGGGUGUGGAGGUGCUCCCAUAGGUAAGGGGUUACCUUUGGGUGCUGGUGG